UAUCUCUCCUUCUCCCUUCCAUAUCUCUCCUUCUCCCUUCCAUAUCUCUCCUUCUCCCUUCCAUAUCUCUCCUUCUCCCUUCCUACUUCUACACAUCUCCUUCCCUCCCUACAGGCUAUGAACACUGAACUAAAGAAAUGAGACGUAAUGGCCUGUCUACCUACAGGCUAUGAACACUGAACUAAAGAAACGAGACGUAAUGGCCUGUCUACCUACAGGCUAUGAACACUGAACUAAAGAAACGAGACGUAAUGGCCUGUCUACCUACAGGCUAUGAACACUGAACUAAAGAAACGAGACGUAAUGGCCUGUCUACCUACAGGCUAUGAACACUGAACUAAAGAAACGAGACGUAAUGGCCUGUCUACCUACAGGCUAUGAACACUGAACUAAAGAAAUGAGAUGAUCGAUGGUACUAGUAGUUUCUCCUCUGAUUUCAAUAAUCAAAGAUCAGGUUCGUGUUCUGAACUCUUAACUCGCUGCCGUGUACCGGAUCAAAGUGAGAUGGAGGAACUCCUGAAACUUUUCUUGGCUCAGGAAAUGCUGAUGCCUACUUCAAACAUCAUUGUUCUGCGAGCAUCACAUUGGAACAUGGUUCAGUGCUAGCGAAUGCAGCUACCAGGUCCAUUUCUUGUAUUGAAGUGGUGUGGAAUGGAUGGUGAGCUGGGGUCACUACUACCAGGUCCAGUAUUAGCCAUCACAGCUACAGCUUCCAAGGCUACAAGGAAGAGCAGAAUGUGUUGCCAAUAGGAGAAGAGGGGCAGGGCCAGGUUGACCAAGUGAAGCAGGCAGCCAAACCUCAGACGAGCCAGGUGAUGUAGAUCCAUCAUGGCGUCCCGGGGAUCCGAGGUGAUGCAGUUGCGUUAUGACGCAGGUGAAAACCUGCCGCUGUGGGACGCGCUGGGCGGACGGCUGAGCUGUGGUUGGUCGGUUGGGGCAGCAGCUCGUUGCUACGAACAAGCUGUAGCAACGCAGUGGUAUCGACCGGACAGGCUCAGAACAGCACGAUUCUUCAAAACUAGAGCGUUGAUGGCGGUGAAUGUAUUCUCCAUCUCUUCGGCUCUGGAGAACCUAAGUCGUCAUGAGAUGCUGUCCUGGGUCAACGACUCUCUACGGCUCACCUACACCAAGGUAGAACAACUGUGUUCAGGUGCAGCGUAUUGUCAGUUCAUGGACAUGUUGUUCCCUGGCUGUGUCCUGCUGAAGAAGGUGAAGUUCUCAGCAAUGCUGGAACAUGAGUUCAUCAAAAACUUCAAGGUCCUACAGGCCUCCUUCAAGAGAAUGGGUGUAGACAAGAUCAUCCCAGUAGAGAGGCUGGUGAAGGGGAGGUUUCAGGAUAACUUUGAGUUCAUCCAGUGGUUUAAGAAGUUUUUUGAUGCCAACUAUGAUGGGAAGGAGUAUGACCCUGUGGCCACACGCCAGGGGCAGGAGGGCGCCCCCUCACCCAACCCAGGCCCCCAGAGGACGUCUCCCAUGGCGACCAAGACAUUCCACGCCCCCCUGAGGCAGAUACAGUCCGCCCCCAUGCGCAGGGCGACGCCCACCAGAGCGCCAGACGCUGAGAUACUAGAACUGAACCAGCAGAUGUUGGACCUGAAACUGACAGUGGAUGGUCUUGAGAAGGAGAGAGAUUUCUACUUCAGUAAGCUGAGAGAUAUCGAGCUGAUCUGUCGGGAGAAUGAGACCAACACCAGCCCAACACUCUCCAAGAUCAUGGAUAUACUGUACGCUACUGAGGAGGCGUUAUAUCGCUUUGUGGCGGCAGCGGAUGAGGAGGCGCCACGUGGAACAUUCCUCCGCUCUCUCCCCGGAUCAGCGCUUCAAGAUCCUGCCUCUUCCUCCUACCCCCUCCAACCCCCCAGACAUGUCAGGCUAACGCUGUACACUGAAUCAGUAUGGUUGGUGUUAGCAGGAUGCUAGGCUAAUGGCUAAUGUAAAUUAGAUAACAGGGUAGCACAGAGCAAGAAUCUAUAGUGCCCUCUACAGAUAGAGGCAGGUGACACAAACUCACUAAUCUCUGAACCCAUAAAAUUCUGUCAUGAUUGUCUUGGAUGAGGGGAGUCGAAACUCCCUCCACAGACUCACUGGUCCAGUUCAGUACCUACCAUGUACAUAUGACCAGCGAGAUCGUUGAAGAAUCACUGCGGAAUUGGAUGUUGGGAAAUGCCUUCAGAACCGUCCACUGGGGCAACAGUGAGCGCUAUUACCAUCCAGUAGACUUGGUUUUACCUUGAGGACAGGGGUGGUUAAAUAACUAAGUGUAAGCCUUCAUUUAAACAUGUUGACGUUUGGAGCAAUGAUACACCACAGCAGUGUCAGAAACACUGAAAUUUGACAUUUGGAUAAACGUAGAUGAAUGACUAGUUCUGCAGUGAGACAGAGCUUGUUGCAUAUGACAUAUCAGUCCCUGCAUUAACAAUAUGGACCAGUUGACCAGAACCAUCCGAGUCCAUUCUGGAGCAAAAACAACAAUCAGAAUGAUCCAGAAGCCAACAAUGCAGUGUGAUUAGCUGAGGCCAGUAGGAAGCAGAGAACUGCUUCUGUUCAGUAGGGAGCAACAUCCCAGGACAUUCAGAUAGAACCAUACAUUCUGCAGGUUUUAACCUCAAUUUCCAUUUUUGUUUUGAAUGAGUUAUUUAACGUUAGCCACUCCAAGCUAACAGGUUAGCGUGAAUCUAUUACCCAGAGAAAGUUUAAUAAAAUAUAUGAACAACACUGCUACACUGUAUAUACAAAUGGGUGAAUAUUAACUAAUUUAUUUGAAGUGUUUUUUUUUGUUAGCAGCUGUUUAUGAUUGAGUUUCUUCUUGUUAGAGGCGGGGCUUAAAUGGCUAUCAGGGUCAGCCUCCGGUUGUCAUGGCAGACCUGUGACUGACAUGCAUCGUUAGAGUUUUAUUACAGAGGCUGAAUAAACAGUGGGUUCAAAACCAGAA
Oncorhynchus tshawytscha (Chinook salmon) is the source of this 2932-nucleotide messenger RNA. RefSeq names its product microtubule-associated protein, RP/EB family, member 3b (gene mapre3b). Bases 829 to 1920 code for a protein of 363 amino acids. NCBI's taxonomy places the organism in Eukaryota, Metazoa, Chordata, Actinopteri, Salmoniformes, Salmonidae. The record is from RefSeq and is a predicted model, not a curated record. Gene Ontology annotation, cellular component: microtubule plus-end; microtubule organizing center; spindle midzone. Gene Ontology annotation, molecular function: microtubule plus-end binding. Gene Ontology annotation, biological process: regulation of microtubule polymerization or depolymerization; protein localization to microtubule plus-end; spindle assembly. The transcript has 9 exons.